AUGAAUAACAACGUUCAAGAUCCAUCCCAACUUUGUGCUAACGGUUGUGGAUUCUUCGCAAAUCCUUCACUUAGAAACUUGUGUUCUUCAUGUUACCGUGAUUUCCUCAACAAAACUCUUCUCGAAAUCGAGCGUAAAUCAUCCCAUAACAACAAGCAGCAAACUAUUGUACAUGUUGAUUCCACGGACAAGAAAGAUGCAAGUACUAGUACACGUACAAGGUGUGAUGCAUGCAAGAAACGGGUCGGUUUGAUCGGGUUCAAGUGCCGGUGCGGCGGCGUCUAUUGUGGGUUGCACCGCUACGCCAACGAGCACUCUUGUGCCGUCGAUAACAUUCACAAGGCGCUUGAACGUGAGGCUCUAUCCAAACAGUUGAACGCUGCUGCAUGCAAGGCGGACAAAUUUAGCUGCAGGAUAUGA
Messenger RNA from Beta vulgaris subsp. vulgaris (sugar beet), 420 nucleotides. RefSeq names its product zinc finger A20 and AN1 domain-containing stress-associated protein 12-like. Gene Ontology annotation, molecular function: zinc ion binding; DNA binding. Bases 1 to 420 code for a protein of 139 amino acids. NCBI's taxonomy places the organism in Eukaryota, Viridiplantae, Streptophyta, Magnoliopsida, Caryophyllales, Amaranthaceae. The record is from RefSeq and is a predicted model, not a curated record. The transcript has a single exon.